UUUUCCCCAUUGGAAGGGUUCCUGAAGCCUGGGCGGGACAUCUCUUUCCGCGUCUGAUUGGCUCGUCCCCUGGUGAGUGACUCCUUGUCUCCAGUCCAAGAUGGCUGCGUCCAUGGCUCGGUUCCUGCGGCCUUUCCUGGCUCGCCAGGGGCUCCGGUCCCGAGGACGCUGCGUGUGCCCCCAGAGCCCAAGGAGGAGCUUCGCUACAGAGAAGCGAGUGCGGAACCUCCUGUAUGAACACGCACGUGAGGGCUACAGCGAGCUGCCUUACUUGGACAUGGAGUCGGUGUGCGCAUGCCCAGAAGCAACGGCGCGCGCCCUGGAGCUCCGCAAGGGGGAGCUGCGGCCGGCCGACCUGCCUGCGAUUAUCUCCACGUGGCAGGAGUUGAGGCAGCUGCGGGAGCAGAUCCGGAGCCUGGAGGCAGAGAAGGCGGCUGUGACAGAGGCGGUGCGGGCCCUGCUGGCCAACCAAGACAGUGACCAAGUGCAGAAGGACCCCCAAUAUCAGGGCCUGCGGGCCCGUGGCCGGGAAAUCCGGAAACAGCUCACGCCGUUGUACCCCAGAGAGACCCAGUUGGAAGAGCAGUUCUACUUACAGGCUCUGAGGCUGCCCAACCAGACCCACCCAGACACGCCUGUUGGGGAUGAGAGCCAGGCUAGGGUGCUCCGUGUGGUGGGAGAGAAGCCAGUUUUCUCCUUCCGACCCCGAGGCCACCUGGAAAUUGGCGAGAGACUCGACAUUAUCCGGCAGAAGCGCCUGUCUCACGUGUCUGGCCACCGGUCCUAUUACCUGCGCGGGGCUGGGGCCCUCUUACAGCAUGGCCUGGUCAACUUUACCCUCAGCAAGCUCAUCAGCAGGGGCUUCACUCCCAUGACGGUUCCAGACCUUCUGCGAGGAGCUGUGUUUGAAGGCUGUGGAAUGACACCAAACGCCAGCCCAUCCCAAAUUUACAAUAUUGACCCCUCCCGCUUCGAAGAUCUCAACCUGGCUGGGACGGCAGAGGUGGGGCUGGCAGGAUACUUCAUGGACCAUUCUGUAGCUUUCAGGGACCUGCCAGUCAGGAUGGUUUGUGCCAGCACCUGCUACCGGGCCGAGACAGACACCGGGAAGGAGCCCUGGGGACUGUACCGAGUCCAUCACUUCACUAAAGUGGAGAUGUUUGGGGUGACGGCCCCUGGGCUGGAGCAGAGCUCGCAGCUGCUGGAUGAGUUCCUGUCCCUGCAGGUGGAGAUCUUGACUGAGCUGGGCUUGCAUUUCCGGGUGCUGGACAUGCCCACCCAGGAACUGGGCCUUCCUGCCUAUCGCAAGUUUGACAUUGAGGCCUGGAUGCCUGGCCGAGGCCGAUACGGAGAGGUCACCAGCGCCUCCAACUGCACAGACUUCCAGAGCCGCCGCCUGUUCAUCAUGUUUGAGACGGAGACCGGGGAGCUGCAGUUUGCACAUACGGUGAACGCCACGGCUUGUGCUGUUCCCCGACUCCUCAUUGCCCUCCUGGAGAGCAAUCAGCAAAAGGAUGGUUCCGUCCUCGUGCCCGCUGUCCUCCAGCCCUACCUUGGCACUGACCGCAUCACAGCCCCCACCCAUGUGCCUCUCCAGUACAUCGGCCCCAACCAGCCCCAGAAGCCCAGGCUCCCUGGCCGGCCCGCUGACAGCUGACAACCGUCUGCUCUAGAGAUUGGCACUCCGGAGACCCCAGACGCGCAGAGCCUUUCCCCUGGAGCCAGCCCUGAUGGCUGGUACUUGUCGCCUCCCCCUGAACUCCUGGCCUGCCACUCCUCCUCCCCUGCCCCCGAAUCAUUGGCAGUGGCCCCUCCUGUCACCGGGCUGUCAGCCAGAGCCGUGUCUCCGCUGUGAUAAGAAGGCGGCUAGCUGGAGAAAGCUGGAGGACGCCAUCCCGUCUUCCUCCUUCCCGCCUUGGUACUGAGCAGAAGACCCACAAUAAACGGUCCCAAGAGCAGAGUCUCUGGAUCUGUGAGCGAGAGAGGUGCUAGGUGACUGCUCCCAUGCUGGGUGGCUUGGGGAUCCCCAGGGUGACUGAAAGGAUGCCAAGGCCUCUCCUCCUCUGGGACAAGAAGGCCAGCAUCCUCUGAUGACUCCCUCAGACUGAACCAGCUUUAUCCUUAUCCUGUGGCCGAUGGUCCCCAACUCCGGUGUUGUCCAGAGUGUCACACUCAUGGAAGCUGAUCCCCAGAAUCCUUUGUGCUCACCUCACCCCUCACAGGCACUCCAAGCCCUUUGCCGACACUGGGCUAUCCUCGGUGUUUUCCCACCUUCGGUGGGUUAGCAAACCUGAGGUUUGGCCUUCAGAAUGUUCCAGACCUGCCAGCUGCCCUCUCCUUCCUCAGCCCUAUUCUUCAACUGGCCACUUUGGUCUCCCACCUGGACAGUCACAAAAGACUCCUUGUCUCUGCUCCCUGGGAGCAUCUGAGUUGGGGUGUGGCCCUCCCUGCCCAGGGUCCUCCUGUGGCUCUAUCAUUGUAAAGGACAAGAGUGCCAUGAC
This is a messenger RNA of Peromyscus leucopus (white-footed mouse), 2501 nucleotides long. RefSeq names its product seryl-tRNA synthetase 2, mitochondrial (gene Sars2). Lineage: Eukaryota; Metazoa; Chordata; Mammalia; Rodentia; Cricetidae. The coding region runs from base 101 to 1657 and encodes 518 amino acids. The record is from RefSeq and is a predicted model, not a curated record. Gene Ontology annotation, molecular function: ATP binding; tRNA binding; serine-tRNA ligase activity. The transcript has 16 exons. Gene Ontology annotation, biological process: mitochondrial seryl-tRNA aminoacylation. Gene Ontology annotation, cellular component: mitochondrion.